AUGGAGAAGGAGGACCGCGACUGCUCCCUGAGCGAGUGGGCCGACUGGGGCGCCUGCACCAACCCCUGCGGCGGCCAGCGCACCCGCUCCCGGUCGGUGCUCCUGCCGCCGUCGGGCAAGGGCGCUCCGUGCGAGCAGGGGCUGGCGCUGUCGGCCCUGGAGCCCUGCGAGGAGAGCCAGAGCUGCCUGUCGGCUCCGGACGUGGACUGCCGCUGGGGCUCCUGGGGCGAGUGGGGCGCCUGCUCCGGCUGCGACGGCCAGCGCCAGCGCAGCCGCCACAUCGAGCAGGUCGCCACGGGCCUGGGCCGACCGUGCGAGGCGGCGCAGUCGGAGGACGCGCCCGCGGCGCGGCGUGCGGAGACGGCGAGCCUGUUGAGGUUUCAGAAGCAGUUUGAUAUCCACGCGGCGCGCCUGGAGGAGCACGACGAGAGGUUGGACAAGCACGAUGAGAAGUUGCGAUCCUUGCAGGGGGAGCUCGCCGAGUUCAAGAAGCUGCCCGCGGUUGCGGAGGAGCGGCCCGUGGUCCCCGUUGCCGUCCCUUCUGGCUUCGCUCGCGACCCCGACCAGAAUCUGGUGGUUGCCAUGUCGCAGGUGCCCACGACCCUCGCGGCUGUCAAGAAGUCGUUCGAUGAAUGGUUGCUCUCACUGUCCCUCACCUCGGAUGACUACAAGAUCGAGGCGGCUGGGCCCUCGCCCACCCGUCGCUUCCUCAUCAAAUUUGGCGGGCUGGUUGCCCCUGCGACACGCAAAGUGCAGAUGGUACUCUCAAAGCUUCGUCAGAAUGGAGCCUGGAAAGAGUUCUGGGCUGAUGUGGAUGGCGCGCCCUCGCGCCGUCUCCACCUGGGCCCCGACAAGAGUCCGCAGCAGGUCAAGCAGGAGAUCACGCUGCGCAGGUGCAAGGCUGCCUUGCAGGAGUUGUGCGGCGCGAGUUCCAAGAUCUUCCUGGACCGCGAGAGGGGGAUAUUGUCUCUUGGAUGGGGCGAAGUUCUACGCGUCGAAGUCUUCCAUGGCGAGCCCCCGCCGAAGUCGCGGUGGGUUAUCGAAGGCCCCCAGAAGCAUAACAUCACUAAGGCGCAGGCCAUUGCUGCCACCAAGGCCGCGGGGGAGAAAGCUAGCCUAAAGAAGAACUACCUUGCGCGGCUCUUGCCGCAACGCACGGUCGCGUCGUUGCAGGAGCCCCACCAGGGCGAACUCCAGCUACGCGCGCCCAUGAACCAGAUCUACCCCGAGUCCGCGCUGAUCACGAGCUUCGCGGGCGAAGGGAGGGAGGGCCGCAUCAAGGUACUGAGGGUUGAGAUCCAGAGGGGGGAUGUCGUGCUCACGGUAUUCAACAUUCAUAAUCACGGGUUGCGCUCGUGCGACAUCCGCACGGUGACCGCCUCCAUCAACGCUGCACUCAGGGCCGCCCAGGACGGCCCGAUUCGCAAGCUGGCGGUGGUGAAUGGCGCUUUCAACUUUGCGGCGGACGAGGCGCUAAUUUUGCACGCUCCUUCGGCUGCCAUUCGGCGGUCUCGCCGUCGGCUCCACUACCAGGCUACGAUCUGGAGAAGGACGCUUGCUCGCAUGCUCGAGCUCGAGGGGGGCGAGCCGACGCGCUACACGAAGGACGCGAGUCGGAGUGGUCUUGUCGCGUCCAACGGGGGGCUGCUGACGCUCGCCGCCGCGAGCUCCAGGCUAGACAGGACAAAGAAGGGCUCUGUCGCGACUGACCCAGCCGACCGCGUUGACGCCUUGGGUAAGUAUUGGGGCCUUGCAUUCGCCAAGAAGCCCUUUGACGCACAGGUUUUCCGUAUCAUGCAGCUUGCUGAGUCCUUCGCCAACCUUGUCCUCAAGAUCCCGAAGUGUAAGGUCGCGCCCCUGGCUGGGCGCUUUUCUGUACCGCUGGCGGCCCGCGUGAAGGCUGCGAUCUCGGAGGCUAUCCCGACUUGGGCUGAUUUGGAGGUGACCUCGAAGCUGCUCUACUUGGGUCUCUGGUUGGGCCCUGCGGUUGGCCCUUGCGACUGCGGGGCGGGCCCCGUUGCCAAGCUUCACCUGAGGGCUCAGGCGAUCGGCCGCGGCGCGACACCCCCUAGCGUCUCAGCCAUUCUGUACAACACCCGCGCGGUGGCCACACUCUCUUACGUCGCGCAAUUUGCCUGGCUGCCACCCGAGUUCCUGUCGCUCGAGCUGCCGACGCUGGCGCAGGCCUUCCGCGUGCCGCUUGGCGCCCUCUCGCUGGGCUCCUGGACGCAGCUGGACCUGCGGGGCGGCCCGCGCAUCCCCCGGCGGGGGCAUGUCGCGGUCGCGUCGCUGGCGCGGGCUGCUACACUCACUUUCCUUGAGCACGAGCAGAUCUUGAGCUCGCUGGUCGCCUUCGUCGAGGAGCGCGAUGACUGGCGCGCGCUGUGCGCGUGCCCUGUCCGCUUCUCUCGCCUUUGGCGCCCGUCGCCCGUGACGCUGCUUGGGAAGAGCUUCGUGCGACCGAUGGUCGCCGCCCUCGUCCUCAGCGCGCUGCACAUCGUGCCCUUCGUGAGCUAG
Molecule: messenger RNA, 2517 nt
Organism: Prorocentrum cordatum
Lineage: Eukaryota; Dinophyceae; Prorocentrales; Prorocentraceae
Source: the annotation of a GenBank genome assembly